AUGGUUCAAUUUGGCAAGAAACUGUUGGCGAAUCGAUACGAGCCAUGGGUGCCGUAUUAUCUGGACUAUCAAGGAUUGAAAGGUUGCUUGGGGCGCCUCAAGAAGUCACAAAAGCUCUUACAGCAGCAGCAGUUGCCAAGUAGCAGGAGCAUCAUCAACCACAUUGAAGUUCCUCCUCCCCCACCAGAGCAUGAUCAUGUCAGUUACCAAAACUCAAGUCAUCAUGACCAACUGGAGUUGGGAAGUCCUCCUGCACAUCAUCAUUAUGCCAGUAGUCCACUGGUUGCUGGAAGUCCCAUGUCCUAUGGAAGUCCUCAACUGAGUCGAGACAGUCAUUCAGAACACACACUAGCCACCCAACUUCCGUCGAAAGAAGACCGACGAGACUUUGAAACCUUUCUAGAAGAUGAAGUCGAAAAGAUUGGAUUGUUCUUUCUACAAAUCCAGGGCGAAAUCUCGGCAAAACUAGGUCAAGUGCGAAAGCAACAAUUCGAGUUCUUGAGAGACUGGGAAUUGCAACCGCCACCUGCCGCAGUGACAACUCACAAUGGCGUUGCUGCCACGGCUCUGGUAGAAUCUGGUUUUGCCGACCAGCAAGACGCCAAAUUCCAACAAUUUUACUCUGAUUAUCAUGGCUGUGCUGUGCAAUUGCUCCAUCUCAUCCACUUUGUAGAAUCCAAUGUCACGGGCAUUCGAAAGAUUCUCAAGAAACACGAUAAAGUCACCAAGCAACACUUGACCUACCAGUACCUUUCGUUCAAUGUACACCACAAGGAUCUAAAGCAUCUCUGGACCAGUCUAUUGCUACGACAGUAUGAAGGAAUUACAGUGUUGAAUGCAACGCUCAAAGUGGCAUUGACGGAAUUGAAAAACAUGGAACGAAGUCAGCUACUUCAAGCACAACCAGAGGACAGAUUAUCCCUCUCUCUGGCUCAUCCCGGUGACCUGCUCAACAACAAUAAGGAAGCUCCCAAGCUGGCCACUGUUGGGAAACCACCUCUGAAUCCAAAACAACAGCGCCAUCAACCUGCCAAGUCCAUGCCAAACAUCCUCUUAUCGCCCGAGGAUAUUGCUGCAGCUGUUGUUUCCGGCAAUCUACAACCACAAAGCAUGACGCCAUCAGUCGUCUCCACCAAAAAGCAACCUCUCUAUGAGACCACUCUCACGGGACGCGAGCUAGAUGCCAUGCUGCUCAAGAUUGAAGCGGCUCGACGGCGUCUUAAUAUCAGCAGCACCACGUUUCAAGAUAUGCUGGCCGCCCAGAUUGUCAUGCUAGAACCCACUUCCAUGGAUGUUUCAGAGGAUGGCAUGGAAGACGAUGAGGCCAGCAAGGCUGUGGAAGAUAAGUGGUUGAGCCAUUUUUUGAAUCUGAUGAGUACCUUUCUGUACAUGACCAACUACUAUGUCGUCGCUCCAACUUCGGGGCGUUACGCGGAAAUUUGGUGGACCAGCUAUUCCUACAAGUCGGCUCUGGUGUUUGCCAGCACUUGCAGCAUUGUUGGAAAUUUGUUUUAUGCCCUUGGCUUGCCAUGUCAAAGCCUGACUUUUGUCAUGAUUGGACGUCUCUUGAAUGGUUUUGGGAGUGCUCGCAGCAUCAACCGACGCGCCCUUGGGAUGGCAGCUGGGCCCGCAAUUGCCAGUUUGCUUCACAUUGGAUAUUCCGAGAGCAGCGAUGACCGAAUUGGCAGUCUACACAUGCACACGGAAGAGACUUUUGUCGGUGCUGAUGGUGUCACUACCACGACCACGAACGACGAUGUGACAGUCUUGGGUACCACCACGAACGUUAACCCAUGGUGGACGCCGGAGAAUUCUCCAGGGUGGGUUCUUUUUGUUGUUUGGUCCGUCUUCUUGGUGCUGUUGUUGUUACAUUUUGAAGAUCCCCCCAAACAUUCAUCAUGCAAACAAGCAGCGACAGAACCGGCGCCGUCAAACGCGAUUGAAAACGGGGCAACACCAGAGGAAAAGAAGGCUCUCUUGGGCGACAAACAAGAAGAGAGAGAUACCAAUUUGGGAAGCUUUGAUAGCGAUGUGGAUAGCCCAGUAGAAGUGCCUCUUUGGAAGAAUAUCCCAGUGAUGACGACAUUUGUGAUAUACUUCAUCUUGAAACUGAUCUUGGAAUGUAUCCUCAGUUCCACGUCAACUCUGACCAACUGGUACUUUAAGUGGGACUCCUCCGUUUCCGGAAUCUACUUGGCAAUUCUUGGGUUGUUGAUGUUGCCGGCCAACCUUGGAAUCUCAAUCCUUGCCCGUAAACACGACGAUCGCGAGCUCAUCUUUGGAUGUGAGGUUGCCAUGCUGGUGGGAUGCUGCGGUAUCAUCCAAUACACUGAGGCGACAAACUACACGCCGAUUCAGUAUGUGCUCUUCAGUGUUGUGAUUUUCUUGAGCACCAAUGGGUUGGAAGGCCCAAAUAUGAGUUUGCUAAGCAAGACAAUCCCUAAAAGUUGGAGCCGAGGUAUAUUCAAUGUAGGACUUUUGGCAACCGAGGCCGGUACGUUCGGCCGUGCGGUGGGAGAUCUUUUGCUCAGUGCUUGGGGUUUCGAGGGUGUUGGGACUCUUUUGAACCAUACCUUCCGUACAAUGUCCAUAUGCUCUGCCUUCUCUCUUGCGCUUACAAUGUACUUCUAUGAAGACUUGGAGCCUCACGAACAGGACGACUAA
This is a messenger RNA of Seminavis robusta, 2664 nucleotides long. NCBI's taxonomy places the organism in Eukaryota, Bacillariophyta, Bacillariophyceae, Naviculales, Naviculaceae. The record is from the annotation of a GenBank genome assembly.